AUGCGUUCUGGCUUUCUGUUCUCGGUCCUCGCCCUCGCGAGCAGCGCUCUAGGUGCACCCGCUCAAGACUCCCUGAACCGGCGCGCCGAAGUCGGGCAUGACUCGUUGAGUCCCAGCGCCCAAAAGGUCCAAGAUAACGACGUCGGCAAGUCCAUCGCAAGAUUCAACCCGCUACUUCAUAUUGCCCAUGGAUGCCAACCAUACACUGCGGUCAAUGACGCUGGCGACACUGGCGGUGGCUUGAAGCCAAGCGGCAGCUCCGAUGGAGGCUGUAAAGACACCAGCAAGGGCCAAACGUACGCCAGGGGAACAUGGCACAAUGGCAGGUUCGCCAUCAUGUACGCGUGGUACUUCCCCAAGGACAUGCCGAACGACGGGGUGUCGGUCGGGUCUCACAGACACGACUGGGAAAGCGUUGUCGUCUGGCUGAACAACCCGGCGGUUGCCGAUCCGACGAUUUUGGGAGGUGCUGCCUCUGGUCACGGCCAGUUUAAGAAGACGGAGACCCCUCAGAAGGAGGGUGACAGUGUCAAGGUGGAAUACUUCACCCAGACCCUGACGAACCACGAACUUCAGUUUACCGACACCACUGGCAAGACUUACCCGGUGCUCGAUUGGGAUGCUAUGCCAGCUGCCAUGCAGACUGCUCUGAACAACACGGACUUUGGCCAGGCCAACGUGCCGUUCAAAGACGAGAACUUCACGGAGAACCUGGACAAGGCCUCAAUUUGA
Messenger RNA from Colletotrichum karsti, 732 nucleotides. Its product is annotated as necrosis inducing protein. The transcript is spliced from 2 exons. NCBI's taxonomy places the organism in Eukaryota, Fungi, Ascomycota, Sordariomycetes, Glomerellales, Glomerellaceae. The coding region runs from base 1 to 732 and encodes 243 amino acids. The record is from RefSeq and is a predicted model, not a curated record.